GACCAGGUAUGGACGGCAGCAGCAGCGCAGGUAGCCGUCGUCGUGCCGUUCACCAAGCAAGACGAGCUCGACGACGUGCAGGUGUCCGAGCUGCGCGCCCUGUUCUUCAAGUUCGACGGGGAUCGCAAAGGCUCGGUGGCCUUCGCGCACGUCGACGAGAUACUGCGAGCCGCCGCCCACAUCGUCAUCGACCCGGAGUUCAAGAAGCGUGUCAAAAGCACCGCGCCCGCUACGACCUCAAGAAGAAGGUGCAGUUCCCGGAGUUCGUGGACAUGGUGCCGAAGUGCACGCGCGCCUUCAGCCCUCGGACGGACCUGCCCGACGCGUUCCGCGUGUUCGACCGCGAUGGCCACGGCUUCGUCACGACGGUCGAGCUGCGUCACGUGGUCACCACGCUGGGCGAGCGCAUGACCGACGAGGAGGCCGACGAGCUCGUCCGGGAGGCGGACGCCAACGACGAGGGCCACGUCGACUACGAGGAGCUCAUCAAGACCACCUCCACGCCACUCCCACCAGACCAGUACGUCAUGCCGCCCCGGAAGAGGCCUCCGCCGAGCACAGAACUGCAGCAGCCGGGCCCUGACAGUGUGACGCCAAAUGCGUCGGGCGAGCCAGCGGAGAGGGCGUCGGUGAGCGUGAUCUCCGAGCCGCAGCCCGCGGGUGGCGAAAUGGCCGCGGCGGUCGCCGAAGGCGGCAGCGUCAGGUCCGGCGAGACGUCGGCGCCUUCGUCCGAGACCCGCGGCGACGAAAAGUCCGGUUCGAAGAAAUACUCCGGUAAUGGAUCCACCUCGGGCUCUGGCAAAGGGUCCGCCUUGGCUUCCGGAAAGGGAUCCCCCUCCGCUUCCGGAAAGGGAUCCAAGAGUGGAUCUGCAGCCGGACCCAUGGAAGGAUCCAAAAAGUGGUCCAGGAAAGCGUCCGGCACCGGCGACAGUCCUGCCACUGUUUCUACUACCUGUGGCCCUCCCGUCCAGGCAGUCAUGCAGGAUGCACCCGCUGAGAAGAAGGACGGCGAGGUGGCCAACAAAUGACA
Messenger RNA from Dermacentor silvarum, 1030 nucleotides. RefSeq lists its product as uncharacterized. NCBI's taxonomy places the organism in Eukaryota, Metazoa, Arthropoda, Arachnida, Ixodida, Ixodidae. The record is from RefSeq and is a predicted model, not a curated record. Gene Ontology annotation, cellular component: myosin II complex. The coding region runs from base 9 to 1028 and encodes 339 amino acids. The transcript has 3 exons. Gene Ontology annotation, molecular function: calcium ion binding.